Molecule: messenger RNA, 2060 nt
Organism: Melanaphis sacchari
Lineage: Eukaryota; Metazoa; Arthropoda; Insecta; Hemiptera; Aphididae
Product: acyl-CoA Delta(11) desaturase-like
Exons: 6
Coding region: 99-1157 (352 amino acids)
Biological process (GO): unsaturated fatty acid biosynthetic process
Cellular component (GO): endoplasmic reticulum membrane
Molecular function (GO): stearoyl-CoA 9-desaturase activity; iron ion binding
Source: RefSeq, a predicted model, not a curated record
GUCACCGACGAAGAGACUACGGUGAUAGUCUACACACGUCAUAUUAUAUUUAAUAUUAUUAUCUUUUCAGCAAUUUUUGCUUAGGGGAGUUUUUCACCAUGGUCCAGAUGGGCGCAGAGACGACGACUAUAACCGAAUACGAUAUAUUACAAGAGGAAAUAGACCAGUUGAAAAACGUCCAAAAGGAACAGAAGACGACCAGUUACGACGAAGAACAGUCACAGGUUCCUGUCAGUAAACAGGAAAUCAUAUGGACAAACGUCGUGUUUAUUACUUUGUUACACGUUGCGGCCGUCUAUUGUUUUUUUAACUACUUAUUUACAACGAAAUAUCAAACUUAUUUCUGGGCUUUUAUAGUUGGAGGUAUCGGUGGAUUUGGAGUUACCGGCGGUGCACAUCGAUAUUUCACUCAUAGAUCGUUCAAAGCCAAAUUACCAUUACAAAUUAUACUCCUAUUGUGUUACACAGUAUCAGGACAGAACGACAUACCGGACUGGGUUCGCGAUCACCGCGUGCAUCACAAGUUUAGCGAGACGGACGCCGAUCCACACAAUGCAAACAGGGGUUUUUUCUUUUCACAUGUAGGCUGGCUGAUGCAACGUAAACACCCCGAAGUCUACAAACGAGGCAGGACCAUCGACAUGUCCGACAUCAAAAACGAUCCACUGGUGCAGUUUCACACCAAAUACUUUUUACUGUUCAAGUUGUUGUUCUGUUUCAUCAUACCCGUUUUGGUGCCGGUUUACGCGUGGAAUGAAAACUGGACGGAAGCCAUCAGUUCACUGGCUAUUGUCCGCUAUGUGUUGAACUUGAACUUCACGUGGUCUGUCAACAGCGUGGCUCAUAUCUGGGGAAAAAAGCCGUAUGACAAGCGAAUUCAACCGGCUCAGAACGUGAUUGUGUCCAUUGUGGCGAUGGGCGAGGGCUGGCACAACUAUCAUCACGCGUUCCCAUGGGACUACAGGGCUGCCGAGCUCGGUGGGUACCUGUUGAACACAACCACCAUGUGGCUAGACCUGUUCAACAGAAUUGGAUGGGCGUACGAUCUCAGGACGCCGUCUAAGUGGCUCGUUCAGAGUGUGGCUCUCAACCACGGCGACGGAAGCUGGAGAGGGUUACCGGAAACAGCGCACGCGCAGAAUUAUAAGACUUCAUGAACACUAAUUUAUUACUUUACAUCAUUACGUUACAAACGUUUCGGUUAUAAUUAUUUUUAUUAUUAUUUAAUGCGCGUGUUGUGUGUACGUGUAUGUGUGUGUGUAUUUGUUAAAUGUCGAAUUUAACGUAUUGUACAUUUACGACGUAUAAUAUAUGAUAUUAUAUCAUUUUAUUAAUAUAAGCACCUGUUUGAUAUAAUGUGUAUACGUGUACAAUGUUACGAAAUAAUAUAAUACCUAUGAUAUUUCUAGAAUACCAUCAUUAUAAUUGUUGUUGUUUUAGAUUAUAUUCAACGGGUAUCGCACUACCGUUGUUUUGUAUGCUUUUCGUAGUCUCGCGGGAGACCAAGUAGUAGACUGAACAUAAACGGCUACGAUGGUCCCCAAAAACCGUCGUGUACUUACAGUAGAUUAAUAUGCUACAAUAUAAUUCGUGUAUUUCGACUGCGGUAUACAUUCAAAUACACGGUAGAACAAACGUUCCAGUCUGGCCCACCUGGACUUAAUAUCUUUAGGUCUUAGGUUCCCAAACUUUUGGUUUAGGUUGUACAAAUUACCGGCUACAAAAAUAAUAGCUGUAAUAUAAUGUUAUGUAGUGUAGGCACGCGACAGUCACAUAUACGAGUCGUACGAAUACAAUGAGAACGCUUUCGUUAGUUUACUUUAUUGUUUGUUAUUGUAAUAUUAUAUUGUAAUAUUAUUAUACUACGGUUUUGUGUAUUGCAUUGCAGCUAAUGUGCGUGUACGGCACAAGCCGGAGAAUGUUUAAAAAAUAACCAUUUUUAUUGUGUUAACAAUUUGUUUUAUAAGUAAAAAUUCAAAAUUAAAGUUAUUAUUUAUUAAUAAUAAGUUCUAAGUUAUGAUUGAGGCACUGUAGAUAUAUAAUUUAUGCCUGAAAUUAUU